AUGGGGUGUCGGGAUCCCGCGUGCCGGGGGGGACGAGGGCCCGCGUGGGCAGAGCGGCACAGAGGGCCCCUUUGUGCCGCGUGUGGGCGGCCGGCCCGGCGGAGGGCGGCUCCGGGGCCGCGCUCGGUGCACAAGGGCUCUGUCCUGCUCCGCUUGCAGCUGGAGGGGACGCUGGACCUGGCCGAGCGGCGCCGCAUCCGCUCGGCCAUCCGGGAGCUGCAGCGGCAGGAGCUGGAGCGGGACGAGGAGGCGCUGGCAUCCAAGCGCUUCCGCUCGGAGCGCGGCAGCCACCGGCAGGACAACAAGGAGAACUGGCUGCGGUCGCAGCAGCUGGAGGAGGAGCAGCAGAAGGCCCUGGCCUCCCUGUCCCAGCAGCUCGAAUCCAUCUCCGACGUGGAGGAGCUGACCAAGCUGCUGCGGGGGGCCAGCGAGUAYGAGGAGCGCAAGCUGAUCCGCGCUGCCAUCCGCAAGCUGCGCGCUGAGGAAAUCGAAGCGGCGGCGCUGGCGGGGAGCGCGCGGAGCAGCCGCACCAGGGACGCGGAGCCGCCGACUACAGCAGCGGAGAGUGGCCCGAGUGGGGAGCGCGCGCGGGCAGCCCUGCCCGGCAGCCGCGACGGAGAUGCCGCCGAGCGCCCCGCGCACGAUGCCCACACGGACAACAGCCGGCAGCACCAGGACGAGCCGCCCGUCCCGGCCGUGGGCACCGAGAGCAGCCCCAGCGGCGACGCCGACGCGCCGGCGGCUCUGGAGGCAGCCGCAGCCGGACGCCCAGGAYGUGAGCGAGGCAACGUGGAGGAGCGGGAGCACGUCCGCACAGAGAGCCCGGAGCCGCAGAGCGCCCCGCAAACACCCGGCGCCCGCGAUGCAGCCUCGGGGACCCUCGUGCUCCUGGAUCUCCAGCAGGUCCCAGAGGCCUGUCCUGGUGCUGGGCCAGAGCCCGAGGAGGUGGUCGAGGAGCUGGCGGCUCCGGCUGCCCUGCGGUACCAAACUUGGGAGGAAAAGGGCCCGGAGCGGCCGCGCACGGAGCGAGACCCCGUGGCAGAGCAGCCGGAGGCCCCGCAUGGCACCGGCACCCAGGAGAGCUCCCGCCCGGAGCAGGCGCCCCCGGGAGCGCCCUGCGCCCUCAGCCAGGCCAGCCAGUUUGUCGUCUGCGUGAGGGGCCACGUGCCGCCGGGGAACCCUCCUGCGCAGAAGGCAGCAGCCGCCGGCGCCCGCCCCGCCGCCGCCGACGCCAUGAAGACCUGCUUCACCAUCGAGAUCAAGGACGGGCGCGUGCAGCCCCUCAGCACCCGCGUCGUGGGGGCCCCCGGCAGCCAGCGGGCAGAACUCACCCUGGGGCUGAGGAGCGCUCCCAUCCGCAUCACCACCGUGCCCAGCGCCGCCGGCACCGCCAGCAGCAGCUGCACCUAUGUCACCAAGAUGGAGCCGGAGGUGGUGGAGCAGCCCCCCGCGCCGAGGCGGGAGCGGGAGCUUCCCAACGGCACCGAGAAAGCACAAGCGAGGGAGCCGGAGAAGAGGAGCAAGCUGAGUGCCGAGGAGCUGAGCAGGAUCGAGGACGAGGAUGUUCUGGAUAAGAUGCUGGAUCAGACGAUGGACUUCGAGGAGCGGCGGCUGAUCCGGACUGCGCUGCGGGAUCUGCGGCAGCGCAAGCGAGAGCAGCGGGAGAAGGAGCGGAACCAGCAGAUGCAGGAGCUCAAGAGCCAGGCGGCGGCUGCGCGGGCCGGCCACAGCACCGAGAGCACCACGACGCGGAGCAGCCAGUCGGCCGACGGCUCGGCCCGCAGCACCCUCACCAAAACCGAGCGCCUGAUGCACUCCAAUGACGGCAGCAAGACCUCCCGUACGACAACCAUGGAGUCGAGUUACGUGAAGAGACAAGACAAUGGCAGCAGCACGUUUGUUCAAACCAAAUCGUCCUACAGCUCCUCUUCCAAGAAGACGGGCAGCAUCUUCGACCGUGAGGACGAGAGCACCUCAAGACAGAGCAGCCUGGCCGCGCUGGAGCGGCGCCAGGCUGAGAAGAAGAAGGAGCUGCUGAAGGCUCAGAGCCUGCCCAAGACAUCCACCUCGCAGGCUCGCAAGGCCAUGGUGGAGAAGCUGCAGAAGGAGGGUGGGAGCCCUGCAAACCCRGCCGUGUCGCGCACCGCUGUGCAGCGCUCCUCCAGCUUCGGCGUCCCCAACGCCAACAGCAUCAAGCAGAUGUUGCUGGACUGGUGCAGAGCCAAGACCCGGGGCUAUGAGCACGUGGACAUCCAGAACUUCUCGUCCAGCUGGAGCGAUGGCAUGGCCUUCUGUGCCUUGGUGCACAACUUCUUCCCUGAGGCAUUUGACUACAGCCAGCUCACGCCCCAGAACCGCCGCCACAACUUCGAGGUGGCCUUCUCCUCUGCAGAGAAGCACGCAGAUUGUCCGCAGUUGCUGGACGUGGAGGACAUGAUCCGGAUGCGCGAGCCGGAUUGGAAGAUGCUGGUGGACUGCGUGCCCCUGGUGGAGGUGGAAGACAUGAUGAUCAUGGGCAAGAAGCCGGACUCCAAGUGCGUCUUCACCUACGUGCAGUCCCUGUACAACCACCUGCGUCGCCACGAGUUGCGCUUGCGGCAGAACGAAUGCUAGAGGCCGCCCGCCGCCCACUGCCGCUUCCCCGCAGCGCCCGCGCGAGG
Molecule: messenger RNA, 2660 nt
Organism: Nothoprocta perdicaria
Lineage: Eukaryota; Metazoa; Chordata; Aves; Tinamiformes; Tinamidae
Gene: SMTN
Product: smoothelin
Exons: 19
Coding region: 1-2613 (870 amino acids)
Biological process (GO): actin cytoskeleton organization
Cellular component (GO): filamentous actin; microtubule organizing center
Molecular function (GO): protein binding
Source: RefSeq, a predicted model, not a curated record